Miscanthus lutarioriparius is the source of this 2874-nucleotide messenger RNA. Lineage: Eukaryota; Viridiplantae; Streptophyta; Magnoliopsida; Poales; Poaceae. The record is from the annotation of a GenBank genome assembly.
AUGACGGCUGGCGCCGGCGAGCCCCACCGCGUAGUCCUCCUUCUCGACCUCGAUCCCCUCCUCCCUACCCCCAGCUCAAGCAGCCCCGCCUCCGCCGCCGCCGCCUACCUCGCCGCUGUCCUGCCCGCCGCCACCUCCCUGCUCGCCGCCUCCCGGUCCGCGGCGUCCCUAUCCGCGGGGCGCCUCUUCUUCUCCUCCCUCUCCCCGAUCCUCUCCUCCUCCCUCCUCCCGAGGCUGCUCCCGGCCGCCCCCACCCCGCUCUCCUUCGACCUCCACCCGGCCACCCUCGCGUCCCUCGCCCCGCUCCGCCGCCUGGCUCUCCGGGCGGCCCCCGCGCACCCGCGCGUCUCAGCUUCCUCGUCCGUCGCCAAGUCGCUCCUCCAGCUCGAGCACGACUACUCCUGGGACCACGAGCCCCAGCGCCGCCGCGGCGGCUUCGAUCCGCCGCCCAAUUUGGUGUCUCUCUUCACGCCCGCCGCGGAAUUCGACGAGUUCGGGGACGGCGCCAGCUUCGUCGAGAAAUUUCGCAAGGUCUUCGGCCCUGUCAGGGACCGCCUCUCGGCGAUUGGCCUACAGGUGUGUUGGGUCGCCGUCCCCUCCGCCUCCGCAGCCGCCAGUGAGGGGAUCAGGAGGGCGGUCACCGAGCUGGGCUGGUGGUUCGCUACCGCCGAUGCGGUCGCGUUGGGGUCGGCCAUUGCACCGCCGGCGCUCGUGUGGGGAGGUGUUGGACCUGGCGGCGGGGAAGGUGGACGGCGAGGGGAGGUGGUAUUGGAGAUCGCGGAUGUGGAGGGCAAGCCACUCGUCUGCAAGGGCUGUGGCGUCGAGGUGGUUGGCUCCGCACGGUUGCAGCAGGCCAGCGGCAAUGCCGUGUGCAGGAUACAUGUCAAGUCGGUGUGUGAGGUGGGGAAUUGGGAGCGGUUGAUGGGUGGGGAUGGCGAUGUUGCCGUGGUUCGAGGGUUCCAACGGGAGGGGAGCAAGGGUGACGGGGAAGAAGCUGUAGAUAAGGAGUAUUUUCCUCAUCGGAUUCUUGAAUUGAUCCUUGGUGAUGAGAAGGAUCGAUUAGGGGUUGCCAAACCAAUUUGGCAGCUAAUUUUGGUGUUCCUUAGUAGAAGGAACUAUUGUGCAGUAGUCUCAGUUUCUGAUGGAGACGGGCACUCUGUAGAUGGCGUUCUCAUGCCCUUCUCAAUGAACUGUGCAUUACUUCAUUUUGAGAAGAAUGGUAUUGGUUUAGGCCUGGUGUCUGCCAAAGCUUCCGAGACGCCUGGUAGUGGUGCAUCUGAUGAGACAAAGGUGCAGAGUGAGAGGAAGAAGAGAAGCAGGCUGGUCGGUAAGCUACUUGAGGUGACCACCUGGAGUACCUUCUGUGACAUGCUCCUCAAACACGCUGAUGGAAUCAUGCCGGUGGUGGACUUGGAAGAACUAUAUUUCAGCAGGUAUGGCACCGCAUCCAAAAAGUUGCGGUUUCUGAAAUGUUGGAUGAAACAGGUGAAACAGUCUUGUCUUAGUACUCUAUCGAGCAUACAUACAGAAGGACAGAAGCGUCUUCCCUCACAGGAUGAUUCAGAAGCAAGAGUUCUGGUUUCAGAAGAAGAUGCUUCAGCUGGUCUUGUCAAUUUUUCGCUGGAUGAAGCAGAUUGCCAAAAGGUCGACACACCAGUGGAUGAAGCAGGUUGCAGUAAAGUGGGCAUGCCAGUGGAUGUAGCAGAUUGCAGUAAAGUGGACAGAUCAGUGGGUGAAGAGAGUUCAAUGUUCUCUUCUAUGGAAGAUUUAGAAGCAUUUCUGGGAAGUGUCCCUCAUAAGAUUGAGCAAGGUCUUUGUUCUGAAGAUGCUGAUCUGGGGAGUUUAGCUGAACGUUUGGUUGGCUUGUCUGUCCAUGCAAUGUUGGUUAAGCACGGAAAGAUUGCAGUGAGGUACUUUGAACACAAUGAAGCAGAAGAUGUUUCUGGUGCAAAAAUUGCAUGUGAACUUUCCAAUAUUUUACUGAGGAAACCCAAAGAACUGGCGUCAAAGUACAGAGAAAGUGAUUCAGUGCCUGCUGCAUCACAACAAACUGCAAAAUACAGUACAUGUUGUAAAAUUCGAGAGCAUGAGCUGCAGAUUUUGCUUAGAAUGGAAAUGAUCAAAUCUGAACUCGGAUCUGCUAUAGGGGAAGGUUCAAAACAGAAAAUGAUAAAAGACAUCUGCUCACUUUUGCAAUUUAUUGACAUCAAUCUCCAAGGGGAUUCUUUUCAGUCUGACAGUAUUCUUGAGUAUGCUGAAAAGACCAUAAAGUCCAGGUACAUCAACUCCAUGGAGGAUGUGAUCAAGAAGAUCUACACGGAGAUGGAGUUCGAUUUAUUUGACGAAGACGACGACGAAGUCGACUAUUCAGAUUCUCUACCCAGCAGCAGCAACCAGGAAGACGCAAACCGGUGCCGCAGCCACCGGGGCUCCGCCAGCACGAGCGCCUCCGCGCUCCAGCUGCUGCAGCGGGACGCAGGGAGCAGCCGGCAACGCGAGGACGACCGGCACGACGAGCUGAUGGCGAGAGCCCAGGAGCGGCGGGACCGGCAGAGGCGUCUCUCCUCCUUCACCAGCUGGGUGCCCGACCUGCGCCGCGUGUGGGCGCUCAAGCACCCCGGGAAGGAGCCGUGCGCGCGGGUACCACGGUCCAGGUCGUGCUCCAAGCGGAGGAAGCGGCGGCGGGCAGCGUUCACGGACGUCGUCUUCGAGACGCCGGUGACCGCCGCCAAGAGGCACGAGAGCGGGUCAGAGUCACCGCCGGGGUCCGAUGCCGGCCAUGGGGCGGCGAGGGCAGCCGCGCUCGGGGCGGUGUCCAAGACCUUGUUUGAUGACGAGGAGAUUGAGACGGACGUGAGCUCGAGUAGCACCUAA